Punica granatum (pomegranate) is the source of this 519-nucleotide messenger RNA. The record is from RefSeq and is a predicted model, not a curated record. NCBI's taxonomy places the organism in Eukaryota, Viridiplantae, Streptophyta, Magnoliopsida, Myrtales, Lythraceae.
AUGACCCAAUUGCUUAUAAGUCUAGAAAAAAUUUUACACGGUAUCAAAACGGAUUACGCAUCAACAGUAUCAAAGAUAUCAAAUUUUGGGCUCGCCAAGUUGAUGCCAGAAGGAAAGGUAGCAUAUAUAAGCAUUGAUCUUGUCUUCUUUGGAAAUCAGACAGGAAAACCGACUUUACAGAACAAUGUUUACGCAUCCAGAGUGGUCCCUCUCAAGCUCUUGACUGGACGAAGAGCUGAGGACCUGAGCCAAGGACCAAAUGACCAAAAUCUAGCACUUCAGGUGAGGAACGUACUGAAUGACAGGAAGAAAUUAAGGAAGGUGAUAGAUCCCAAGCUGAGUCAGAAUUUGUACACGCUGGAGCCAGUUGCAAUGUUUGCGAACUUAGCAUCACGAUGUUUUCGUCCCAACAGCACCGAGCGACCCUCAGUGGAAGAAUGUGUUCGAGAGCUUCAACUGAUCUUGCAUACGAAUUCAAAGGGAUUAGGCAUGGCUCUGCACAAACUGGGAUUGAUCUAG